Truncatella angustata is the source of this 810-nucleotide messenger RNA. RefSeq lists its product as uncharacterized. The coding region runs from base 93 to 572 and encodes 159 amino acids. The record is from RefSeq and is a predicted model, not a curated record. Lineage: Eukaryota; Fungi; Ascomycota; Sordariomycetes; Amphisphaeriales; Sporocadaceae. The transcript has 2 exons.
CAAUUGAGCAGGGGCUAAGAAUCUGUUGGCCCCCCGGCCACUUCCCUCACAAGCUUGUUAUGUUAGACUACAUAAUUUGCUGAUAUCACUCUAUGUGCCAGGGUCAGCAUUGCCGUCACAGAUCCGGUCUUGAACAUUACGACGAGAAUAGGUGCCAAUCGGGGAUCGAUUCCGUCUACUGCCGUUUGAGAAUUCCCAAGUUGCCCGACUUAGCAAUCCCUUAUAAGCUAUUACAUGUUGGGCGGCUCCAGUUUCAUCCAUUUGUGGUCUUUGUGCUAGCCAUUCAAGGGAUAAGGUGUGCCGUCGCAAAACAAAAGAGAGGCCUGGAAAUCACGAAGCAGAUCUCAAGGAUCAACCAUUAUUUUCUGCUUGGAUCGUGUACUGGAAAUAACAUCCAGCGGUUUGAUCUACAGGCUGUAGAUGGUUCUACACGAAGCGCAAUCUCAGCGAUAGUCGGAUCAGCCAUGGCGCUGGAAAGUCAGCCAUCGAUAAGAGCUCCGUGGAGCUGCUUAGACAAGCGCAAGGAGUUACCUUUUAGGAAAACACAAAUAUGCUGCACAUGGACGUGCUGACCUGAAAAGGAGAUUGAUAGUCUUUCCGAAGUGGGUUUCAGCGUAACGUGGACAGGAUCGAUCCCUAUAGCAAGACCUAGAGCCUUCCAAAAACGAUCUAGGAUAAUAUUAUGUUUGUGUCUUGUUAUGUGCAGAAAAGAAGUGCUUGGAUCCCCUCCGAAGUACGUGGCUCGAUGGCCUACAUCGACUCAAUAUUGAAGGAGUCCCGCGUAUGGUUACAAGGCAUCAUCGUGUGUAU